UGACGAUCCAAGUCACAGUUGCGGAAGUAUGUUUGUUAGUCGCUGACAUGACAAGUUGAAUAUCGGUACAAGACGCUUUCGUUUUAAUUCUGUAAUCUUCGAAGGAGCAUGUUGACAUACAGGCUGCAGUUCUGAUGUGGAGCGCCAGCGUUGAAGUCCCGUGCUUAUUGCCAUGGCAUCAUCCCCAUCGUUCCCCCUCCUCCUCCUCCUCUCCCCCCUGAUCCUCCUGACUGUUCACCCUCUGCACACCCCUCCUCUGUCGCCGGACGCCUCCGCUCUCCCGGCUCCACCCCCCUCCUGCGGCCCGGGACAGUCGUGGGCGGUGCGGUUGCACGCCCGCCUGAACGAGGAAGGGCACGACAUGGACAACCUGGCACACCUGGUGGCGGAGGACGCCGGCCUGGAGAACCGCGGGCAGAUCGGGCAGCUGGCGGGGCACUACCUGCUGUGCCGGGGGACCGAGGACGAGGGCCAGAGGGACACCAGGGGGGCCAGCGCUGCAGGACAGGCCCUGGCUGACCACCCGUACGUGGCCUGGCACUCUCAGGAGCUCCUCCUCAGCCGAUCGAAGAGGAGCGUGGCGUUCAACGAUCCCAAGUAUCCCAAACAGUGGCAUCUGCACAAUGAGCUCCGCGCGGGCAUGGACAUCAACGUGACCGGAGUCUGGGAGCGCAACAUCACAGGGGCAGGGGUCACCGUGGUGGUCGUCGACGACGGCGUCCAACACACAUUGGCAGAUAUUCAGCCUAACUACAGCCCUGAAGGCAGCUAUGACUUGAACUCCAAUGACCCUGAUCCUAUGCCCCAUCCUGAUGUGCGGAGCGACAACCACCACGGCACUCGCUGCGCUGGGGAAAUUGCAGCCGUGUCCAACAAUAGUUUCUGUGCUGUGGGUGUUGCUUACGGCAGCAAAGUUGCAGGAAUCCGGGUGUUGGAUGGCCCACUAACUGAUAGUAUGGAGGCUGUAGCGUUUAACAAACACUAUCAGGUCAACGAUGUCUACAGCUGCAGCUGGGGGCCUGAUGAUGACGGGAGAACUGUUGAUGGACCACAUCCUUUGGGCAAGGCGGCGCUGCAACAUGGCGUGAUCGCUGGCAGGAGAGGCUUUGGCAGCAUUUUUGUUGUUGCCAGUGGCAACGGGGGCCAGUACAACGACAACUGCAACUAUGAUGGCUACGCUAAUUCCAUCUACACUGUCACCAUUGGAGCGGUGGAUGAGAAUGGGCGUAUGCCCUUCUAUGCAGAGGAGUGCGCGUCCAUGCUGGCAGUCACCUUCAGCAGCGGAGGCAGAUCACUGCGCAGCAUUGUGACGUCGGACUGGUCUCUGCAGGAGGGCACGGGCUGCACUGAUGCCCACACGGGCACCUCGGCCGCAGCUCCCCUGGCGGCGGGCAUGAUCGCGCUGAUGCUGCAGGUGCGUGCCUGUCUCACCUGGAGGGACGUGCAGCACAUCAUCGCCUACACGGCCACCCAGUACACUGAUGCGAAGGCUGAAUGGGAGACUAACGGUGCUGGGUUCCACCACAGCCAUCAGCACGGCUUUGGCCUCCUCAAUGCCUGGAGGCUCGUCAACGCUGCCAAGGUGUGGGUGUCUGUUCCUUUUCUGGUAUCCUACCAAAGCCCUGUGCUGAAAGAGGACCGGAAGAUCCUGGCCUACCCCGACCGCCUGGUGCUCAGCUGGAAUGUAACUGCAGCAGAUCUGAAGCAAUCAGGCAUGAAGACCUUGGAGCAUGUGUCGGUCACCGUGACGAUGGCACACGCCCACCGUGGUAACGUCGAGAUUACGCUGCUCUGCCCGAGUCAGAUGACCUCUCUCAUCGGGGCCCGCCGGGCCCUGGACUCCGAUGCCUCUGGCUACACGGACUGGACCUUCUCCACGGUGCGCUGCUGGGGGGAGAAAGCCGAGGGCCAGUACACCGUGCUCAUCACCGACCACAGAGAGCAGAGCAAGCCGCUGGACCCGCUGGGCACGCUGAACCACUGGAAGCUCACGCUCUACGGCUCCUCCAUGUCCGACGAGGAGGUGAAGCAGAGGCAGAGCCUUGUGGAGGAGGCCAUGAGUGGACAGUUCCUGGACAGCAACUUCUCCAUGCCCUGUCCACCUGGCCUGGACAUCGCCCCUGAGAAGGUGAACCCUCUGACCUCCAACAGCCUUAAGUCUCUGCUGCUGCUGGGCUGCUUCGCGCUCUUCUGGUCACUCUACUACACGAUGGAGGUGGCCCUGGCCCACCUGGACCUGCGGGAGCUGUGGAGGGGUCGGCGGAGCCGCCCGCCAAGCGGCUUCCAGGCCGUGCGUCUGGAGGAGGGCCCUGAGCUGCUGGGGCUGGAGCUGCAGCGCGUGGUCAACACGGACGCCAAGGUGCCCGUGAUAGCCGGUGACGUGACGGCGUACUCGGACUCGGGCAAGGGGUCCACAGACUCGAACUAAGACUCGGCCCAGGGUACUUCCUGUUGCGGUCACGUACAACCGACCCAAGCCCCCCCUCCCCCACCCUGCCCAUAAUCGUCACCCAGCAGCCUACAGACUGCUCCCCCCCAGUGUGGUGUGUGCAGUUGGUCUCUCUGCCACAUCGACUGAGGGGAGCUCACACUCAAGCUGCUCUGUGCUGGAAACAAAAAAAAAUGUUGGGUGGAGUUUGUGGAUUUUGGGCGUAUGGCCCCAACAUUGUUGGGUCUUUUUUUGUUGUUUUGAAGGGGGGAGGGGGUAGAAGGUACUGAUGAACUGGGGGAUAUCAAUCGAUACCCAGUGACAUCCCAUGAGCAGGGUUGCUGGAAAUGGCGUCAGACAUUUCAUUGUCUGGCGUUUCUAGAUGCCCUCCUCCAGGGUCCUCAACGAUGGUACUAGACUAAUUCUGAAUCUCCAAAGGGAUUGUGCUGACUGACCUUAAAGGUUGGCCGAGAUCCAGGUUCGCCAUCGGACUCAAAAGAGGACUCGCUCCCUGCCUUGACCAACCGCUAAAGUGCACUAUGGUUGCUUUUAAAUGCUGCAUAUAUACACACACAAGUCAUGUGGGAGUGAUUGAGAAUGGGUGUGAGUGAGUGAGUGUGUGAGAGUAUGUAUGUUGGGGUGGAGGGGCGAAGGGGAAUGUUUUGUGUGUGCGUGCAUGUGUUUAUGUGGGUGGGUGUGGGCUGAACUGUAAAAAAUCAAGAUUGUGUCUUACAGAGUGCUAUAUUUUUAUUAAAUUAUCUACUUUUUGCAACAUCAAUCAGUGCUGAUGUUCAGGGGUUUAGAAAGUAUUGUGUUAUAAUGAACAAAAUAUACCCACACUAAUGCACACUAUCCAGAAGGUGUGUCGGCUGUGCAGCUAUAUUGGACUUUUUCUCAAGAUUUCUAUUAAACUGAUUUUCACUGAGGUUAACUUGGACUUGGAGCGAUGACCCAAAGACUGAGUUGAACGCAGCUGGUCUGAUCGAUCUCAAUAAAGAUGAUUUGGCUGUAGAA
This is a messenger RNA of Sardina pilchardus (European sardine), 3442 nucleotides long. Its product is annotated as proprotein convertase subtilisin/kexin type 7-like. Gene Ontology annotation, cellular component: Golgi membrane; trans-Golgi network. Gene Ontology annotation, molecular function: serine-type endopeptidase activity. The record is from RefSeq and is a predicted model, not a curated record. NCBI's taxonomy places the organism in Eukaryota, Metazoa, Chordata, Actinopteri, Clupeiformes, Clupeidae. Gene Ontology annotation, biological process: protein processing. The transcript is spliced from 16 exons. Bases 173 to 2428 code for a protein of 751 amino acids.